UCUGGGGUCAGUGGGUCUGUCCCCGCCGGGCAUCCCGCGCGCUGCGCCGUGGUAGCGGGCGACCCCCGCCGGCCGGCCCGCGUGGGCUGCGGAGGAGGGCGGAGCGCAGCCCUCCGCUCACUCGGGAAGGGGAAGCACACACCUCCCGGAGGCCAGGCGCGUGCGGCGACGGGGCUGAGUUUUGAGUUUCUUAUUUCUAUGGAUCACUGAUUGAGUAAAAGAUGGCUUUACCUCGGCUCACAGGAGCUUUGCGCUCCUUUUCAAAUGUCACCAAGCAAGAUAAUUAUAAUGAAGAAGUAGCUGACUUAAAGCUGAAGCGAUCAAAACUUCAUGAACAAGUUUUAGAUUUGGGCCUCACAUGGAAGAAGAUAGUCAAAUUUUUGAAUGAAAAACUAGAGAAGAAUAAAAUGCAAAGUAUAAAUGAAGACUUAAAAGAUAUACUGCAAGCUGCAAAACAAAUCGUUGGAGCAGAUAUUGGGAGAGAAGAAAUUGAAAGUGGAGCUGCAUUUCUCUUUAUGACAUUUCAUUUGACGGACUCUGUUGGUCACGUGGAGACAAAAGCCAUCAGACAGAUGUUUGGUCCCUUUCCAUUGUCAUCUGCUACUACAGCUUGUAAUGCCACUAAUCGAAUUAUUUCUCAUUUUAGUCAAGAUGAUAUGACUGCUCUUGUCCAGAUGGCAGAAAACCAGUGUAAUGAUAAAGUGUUUUUUGGUAAAAACUUAGCAUUUUCCUUUGAUAUGCAUGAUCUGGACCACUUUGAUGAAUUGCCAGUAAAUGGCGAAGCCCAGAAAACUAUAAGCUUAGACUACAAGAAGUUCUUGAAUGAACAUUUUCAGGAGCACUACACCCCAGAACUCAAACCCGUAGAAAAGACAAAUGGUACCUUUUUGUGGUGUGAAGUUGAGAAGUACUUAAAUGCAACCUCAAAGGAAAUGACUGAAGCACCAAGAAUUGAAGAUCUCUGCUGUACCUUGUAUGACAUGCUUGCUUCUGUUAAAAGUGGUGAUGAACUUCAAGAUGAGCUUUUUGAGUUGCUGGGACCUGAAGGACUCGAUCUGAUUGAGAAGCUUCUCCAGAACAGAAUUACAAUUGUAGAUCGAUUUCUUAAUUCUUCAAAUGAUCAUAAGUUUCAGGUUCUUCAAGAUAGUUGUAAAAAACUUUUAGGUGACAAUGCCAAGCCUAAUUAUGGAUGUCAAGUCACUAUUCAGUCUGAACAAGAAAAACAGUUAAUGAAACUGUAUCGCCGUGAAGAAAAAAGGAUUUCCAGACAAAAAAAGACUGGAGAAGAUGGGGAAGUUUCUGGAGAAGGACUUUUGUCCUUUGAUCCUAAGGAACUCCGGAUACACAGAGAACAGGCACUUCUGAAUGCUAGAAGUGCUCCAAUUCUGGGCAGGCAGAGAGACAUGGAAGCUGAAAAAGUCCAUUAUCCCCAUGUUUAUGAUUCCCAGGCUAAGGCCCGAGAAACAUCAGCAUUCAUUGCUGGUGCCAAGAUGAUUUUACCAGAAGGAAUUCAAAGAGAGAAUACCAAGCUGUAUGAAGAAGUACGGAUCCCUUAUAGUGAGCCAAUGCCAGUUGGCUUUGAGGAAAAGCCAGUUUAUAUCCAAGACUUAGAUGAGAUUGGACAGUUGGCUUUUAAAGGAAUGAAGAGACUCAAUAGAAUCCAGUCCAUAGUGUUUGAGACUGCUUACAACACCAAUGAGAACAUGCUGAUUUGUGCCCCUACCGGAGCUGGGAAGACCAAUAUUGCGAUGCUUACGGUUUUACAUGAAAUCCGGCAACACUUUCAAAAAGGUGUUAUUAAAAAGAAUGAGUUUAAGAUUGUGUAUGUUGCUCCAAUGAAAGCCUUGGCAGCUGAAAUGACAAAUUACUUCAGCAAACGUCUUGAGCCACUCGGCAUCGUUGUGAAAGAACUGACUGGAGAUAUGCAGUUAUCAAAAAGUGAAAUUUUAAAAACUCAGAUGCUUGUGACCACACCAGAAAAAUGGGAUGUAGUAACAAGGAAGAGUGUCGGAGAUGUUGCUCUUUCUCAAAUUGUGAAACUCCUGAUUCUUGAUGAAGUUCACUUGCUGCAUGAAGACCGGGGCCCAGUGCUAGAAAGCAUAGUUGCGAGGACCUUAAGGCAGGUUGAAUCCACACAGAGUAUGAUAAGAAUUCUUGGACUGUCUGCAACCUUACCCAACUACCUCGAUGUUGCUACAUUUUUGCAUGUUAACCCCUACAUUGGACUUUUUUACUUCGAUGGCCGUUUUCGACCCGUACCUCUUGGACAGACAUUUUUAGGUAUUAAAAGUGCAAAUAAGAUGCAACAGUUGAAUAACAUGGAUGAAGUAUGCUAUGAAAGUGUUUGGAAACAAGUAAAGGCUGGACACCAGGUCAUGGUAUUUGUACAUGCUCGCAAUGCUACUGUUCGGACAGCUAUGUCUCUAAUAGAAAGAGCAAAAAAUAGUGGCCAGAUUUCCUACUUUCUGCCUACCCAAGGACCAGAGUAUGGACAUGCAUUAAAACAGGUGCAAAAGUCAAGAAAUAAGCAAGUGCGAGAAUUAUUCUUGGAUGGCUUUAGCAUUCACCAUGCAGGAAUGCUUCGGCAAGACAGGAAUUUGGUUGAAAACUUGUUUUCAAAUGGGCAUAUCAAAGUCCUAAUCUGUACAGCCACAUUAGCCUGGGGUGUCAAUCUUCCUGCACAUGCUGUUAUUAUUAAGGGAACACAAAUAUAUGCUGCCAAAAGAGGCUCCUUUGUUGACCUUGGAAUUUUAGAUGUCAUGCAGAUAUUUGGCCGAGCUGGACGACCACAAUUUGACAAAUUUGGGGAAGGAAUCAUUAUAACGACACAUGAUAAACUCAGCCAUUACCUCAGUUUACUCACUCAACAAAACCCAAUUGAGAGUCAGUUUCUGGAAAGCCUUGCAGAUAACCUAAAUGCUGAGAUUGCUCUGGGAACAGUUACCAAUGUGGAAGAAGCAGUGAAGUGGAUAAGUUACACUUACCUUUAUGUGCGGAUGAGAGCAAAUCCAUUAGCUUAUGGCAUCAGUCAUAAAGCAUACCAGAUUGACCCGACAUUAAGAAAACAUCGAGAACAGCUAGUCAUUGAAGUUGGACAAAAGCUGGAUAAAGCUAAGAUGAUCCGUUUCGAAGAGCGAACUGGUUAUUUUUCCUCCACUGAUUUGGGUAGAACUGCCAGCCACUACUAUAUUAAAUACAACACCAUCGAGACAUUUAAUGAACUUUUUGAUGCACACAAAACAGAAGGUGAUAUCUUUGCUAUUGUCUCCAAAGCUGAAGAAUUUGAUCAAAUUAAGGUCAGAGAAGAGGAAGUAGAGGAGCUAGACGCCUUGUUAAACAAUUUCUGUGAACUCUCAGCUCCUGGAGGUGUGGAAAAUAGUUAUGGGAAAAUAAACAUCUUGCUUCAGACCUACAUUAGCCGAGGAGAGAUGGACAGUUUCUCCCUCAUAUCAGAUUCUGCCUACGUUGCCCAGAAUGCGGCUAGAAUUGUCCGUGCUCUCUUUGAAAUUGCACUGAGGAAACGUUGGCCUGCUAUGACCUACAAGCUUCUGAACCUGAGUAAAGUCAUCGACAAGAGACUCUGGGGUUGGGCUAGCCCAUUGAGGCAGUUCUCUGUGCUACCACCACACAUUCUGACAAGAUUAGAAGAAAAAAAACUUACUGUGGAUAAGCUCAAAGACAUGAGAAAGGAUGAAAUAGGUCACAUUUUGCAUCAUGUGAAUAUUGGACUGAAGGUUAAACAGUGUGUUCAUCAGAUUCCUUCUGUUACGAUGGAAGCUUCCAUUCAGCCCAUCACGCGGACUGUCCUUCGAGUUUCUCUGAAUAUCCACCCGGAUUUCUCUUGGAAUGAUCAGGUCCAUGGGACAGUUGGGGAACCCUGGUGGAUUUGGGUAGAAGAUCCUACAAAUGACCAUAUUUAUCAUUCAGAGUACUUUUUAGCUCUUAAAAAACAGGUUAUUAAUAAAGAACCUCAACUUCUGGUAUUUACAAUCCCUAUUUUUGAGCCGUUGCCCUCUCAGUACUACAUUCGAGCAGUAUCUGAUAGAUGGCUAGGAGCUGAGGCCGUUUGCAUUAUCAACUUUCAACAUCUGAUUCUACCAGAGAGACAUCCUCCUCAUACAGAAUUGUUGGACCUUCAGCCUUUACCAAUCACAGCUUUGGGGUGCAAAGCAUAUGAAGCUCUAUAUAAUUUCAGCCACUUCAACCCAGUCCAGACACAGAUAUUCCACACCCUGUAUCACACGGACUGUAAUGUCCUGCUUGGAGCUCCCACUGGAUCAGGAAAGACGGUUGCAGCUGAACUAGCCAUUUUCAGAGUCUUCAACAAGUAUCCCACUUCAAAGGCAGUGUAUAUUGCACCCCUAAAAGCUCUAGUACGGGAAAGGAUGGAUGAUUGGAAAAUUAGAAUAGAAGAAAAACUUGGUAAAAAAGUUAUUGAAUUGACAGGGGAUGUGACUCCAGACAUGAAAUCCAUUGCUCAGGCUGACCUUAUUGUCACUACACCAGAAAAGUGGGAUGGAGUCAGUCGAAGCUGGCAGAACAGGAACUACGUUCAGCAGGUUACCAUCCUCAUCAUAGAUGAGAUCCAUCUGCUUGGGGAAGAGAGAGGUCCAGUGCUAGAAGUUAUUGUAUCUCGAACAAACUUUAUCUCAUCACACACAGAGAAGCCUGUUAGAAUAGUCGGAUUGUCCACUGCACUAGCUAAUGCCAGAGACCUUGCUGACUGGCUCAACAUUAAGCAGAUGGGUUUGUUCAAUUUCCGACCAUCAGUUCGCCCAGUUCCUCUGGAAGUCCACAUUCAAGGUUUCCCAGGUCAGCAUUACUGCCCACGCAUGGCUAGUAUGAACAAGCCUGCAUUUCAGGCAAUUAGAAGUCAUUCUCCAGCCAAGCCUGUUUUGAUAUUUGUCUCAUCAAGACGUCAAACUCGACUUACUGCUUUAGAGUUGAUAGCUUUUCUGGCUACUGAAGAGGACCCAAAACAGUGGUUGAAUAUGGAUGAACAAGAGAUGGAGAACAUCAUUGGGACAAUACGAGAUUCCAACCUGAAGCUGACUCUAGCUUUUGGGAUAGGAAUGCAUCAUGCUGGGCUACAUGAAAGAGACCGAAAAACUGUAGAAGAGCUGUUUGUGAACUGUAAAGUCCAGGUUCUUAUUGCUACAAGCACAUUAGCAUGGGGUGUAAACUUUCCAGCGCACUUAGUAAUUAUUAAAGGAACUGAAUAUUAUGAUGGAAAAACAAGACGUUAUGUGGAUUUUCCCAUUACAGAUGUGCUGCAGAUGAUGGGGAGAGCUGGGAGACCUCAGUUCGAUGACCAGGGCAAAGCUGUAAUUCUUGUUCAUGAUAUAAAAAAAGACUUUUAUAAAAAAUUUCUUUAUGAACCUUUCCCAGUUGAAUCAAGCUUAUUAGGAGUGCUUUCUGACCACUUAAAAGCAGAGAUUGCUGGAGGUACAAUAACAUCUAAGCAAGAUGCAAUGGAUUAUAUCACAUGGACUUACUUUUUCCGGCGUCUUAUGAUGAACCCUAGUUACUACAGCUUGGAUGAUGUCAGCCACGACUCCAUGAACAAGUUCCUGUCACAUCUGAUUGAGAAGUCUCUGGUUGAGUUGGAGCUUUCCCACUGCAUUGAAGUUGGAGAGGAUAACCGCAGCAUUGAGCCACUAGAAUGUGGUCGAAUUGCCUCCUAUUACUAUUUGAAGCACAAAACAGUCAAAAUGUUCAAGGACCGUUUGAAACCUGAGUGCAGCGUUGAAGAACUGCUUUCAAUUCUAAGUCAUGUGCAGCAAACAUUCUGCACUCUUUUUGGGCCACCGACCCUGUGUCCAGCCCCACUGUUUGGCCAGGGCGCACCUACCGACUCCACCAUUGUACCGUCAGAAUGGCACACACUGCUUCUUCAAAGUGACAUCUUUCAGAUACUUGGUGGCUUUUCGGAUAUGCAUACCCUUGAUGGCCUGGGCCGUUUCACGGGUGUUCUUAAAGUGAACCCGAAGUUCCUGCUUUUUGUUGUCGUUGUUGUUAAGGCUAACAUGAUUUUCCUUAUCCAGGCCAUGUUGGAUGUGGCUGCAAGCCAGGGCUGGCUGGUGACUGUCCUGAAUAUCACCCACCUGGUUCAAAUGGUGAUACAAGGCCGGUGGCUAAAGGAUUCUUCUCUUCUUACAAUACCAAACAUAGAACAGCACCAUCUUCACCUUUUCAGGAAAUGGAAACCACCAGUAAAGGGCCCACAUGCUAGGCCAACAUCCAUCGAAUGCCUUCCUGAGCUGAUCCAUGCCUGUGAAGGGAAAGACCAUAUAUUCAGUUCCAUGGUGGAGAACGAAUUACAGUCAGCCAAAACAAAGCAGGCAUGGAAUUUCUUAUCUCGCUUGCCAGUGAUGAAUGUUGGCAUAAGUGUUAAAGGCUCAUGGGAUGGCUCAGUUGAAGGACAUAAAGAACUCUCCAUUUCAACUCUGACAGCAGACAAGCGAGAUGACAACAAGUGGAUCAUGUUGCAUGCUAAUCAGCAGUAUGUGCUUCAAGUCAGCCUGCAGAGAGUCCAUUUUGGGUUCCACAAGGGAAGACAUGAGAGUUAUGCAGUUACUCCUCGAUUUCCCAAAGUAAAAGAUGAAGGAUGGUUUUUGAUAUUAGGAGAGGUGGAUAAGAGAGAGAUGAUUGCUUCAAAACGAGUAGGAUUUGUUCGAACUCAUCAUGAUGCCUCGCUCUCUUUCUUUACUCCUGAAACACCUGGAAGAUACAUCUUCACCCUAUAUCUCAUGAGUGACUGUUACCUCGGCCUAGACCAGCAGUAUGACAUUUAUCUCAAUGUGACAAAAGCAAACCUUUCGACACAGGUCAGCACAGAGAUCUCCGAUGCCUUCACUGACUUGGCAGUAUAGUAACCUGACCCAAGGCCACUUGAAAGAAGUGACUGAGAGUCUUGGCUGUUCAGUCAUGUGGACAAGAUGAAUUACUUGGUGUCUACCUUGGCAGAAUCAACUUCUAACCUCAAAACAUCUAGGAGAUUGACAGUGGCUGCCAUGGUGAUUUCCAGCAACAUUAGCCACAGAGGCCUUUUAGAAAGUGCUGCUUUUUGUAACGGCUUCAUGGGUUUCUUUAAUGUAAGAUAAGUAAACAUGUAACAUGAUUUUUAAGUUGUAUAUGUUGGAGGUGACAGAUAUGAGUUAUCCUACUUUGCAUCUCAAGUGUACUGUUUACAUGAAUGCCAUCUACUCCUUUUUCUAUUGGGAAUUCCAUCAAGACAUAACAGGUUAGGAGUUUAAGCAAUAUAAAACAUGUAAAUCUGUGAGGUAAUCCAAGCUGGGUAUUAUCAGCAAAAUUUAUGCUUUGGUCUGAUCACAUGUAGAAAUAGUUUCACAGAUUUCUUUUUAAAGAUAAUAAUAUAUGAUAUAAAAUUGUAUUGCAGAGAUCAGUGGUGAUUUCUUAAAGAACAUACAUUGAUUUCAGAGAAUGUAAACACUGUAACUGGUGAAAAUAAAAUAUAUAGAGUGCUCCUUCCAGAAAACCCAGUCUGGUUUUUUCUUGUUACCUU
Alexandromys fortis (reed vole) is the source of this 7525-nucleotide messenger RNA. It is a transcript of the gene Ascc3, whose product is annotated as activating signal cointegrator 1 complex subunit 3. The record is from RefSeq and is a predicted model, not a curated record. Lineage: Eukaryota; Metazoa; Chordata; Mammalia; Rodentia; Cricetidae. Gene Ontology annotation, molecular function: ATP binding; ATP hydrolysis activity; nucleic acid binding. Bases 222 to 6872 code for a protein of 2216 amino acids. The transcript has 42 exons.